AUGUUCACCCCUGCCGAGGCAACCUCGGCCCUUCAUCCACUCGAGCCCCGACACGACGGCGGAUGCGCGGCGAUGGCGGACCUGCAUCGGCAAUUCGCGAGUCUAGGUUUUGAUGACGCAGAAGGGGAUGACCGUCACCAUGACCAUGACCGUGAUUCCGAGGCGCUUCACAGCGAGCCUCACGGAACUACACCAGUAGCAGCAAGAUCAUCAGCAGCAGCCGACGAUGGUGGCGUUGAAGGCCCUCCUGCUACCUCUGCCUCUGCAGCCACUCCUUCCUGUUCUGUUGUCGCUUCUCCAUCUCCCAAUGUUGAGUCUGUCGGCCCUGACACCAUUCCUGCGCGCGCCUCGCCUCGCCAGCUGCUAUCACCCCCUUCUGGUAACAACACCAUCGGCUCCUCCUCACAGCUCUCUGCUUCCCCACAAUCCACAGCACCCCUCUCCCCAGCACCCAGCAUUGUGACAGUCCGACUCCCGGCACGUCAUCACACCACACGCCCCUCCUUGGCACGCCGGUGUGCUGCAUCUCGCCCAUCCGCUUCGAAGCUGGUCGACAUAACGCUUCUGAGGGAGAUCAUAUCGUUCGUGUCGGAGAGAGCGUCAAGAAAUGCGGCGAGGGAGGCGAGCAGGAACCCGCAGGGUGUGGCGAAUGCAAGGGAGCACGGAUUGUCUUAUACCGAGGCUGAUACCGAUGGGAUUCAUCUGUCGGAUGAGGAUGUGGAGGAGCUGAAUGGAAUGCUGAAGGGACGCGGUGUUGAUGUUGGCGCAAUGCAGUUGGAGGCCAUUGUGGAUAAGUAUGGCAGGACUGUGCUGCACGUUGCUGCUCGCGACGGGAAAGUAAUUGUGUCCUCCCUUUUCGCUAUGCUUCCUGUCGCCGCCCUUUGCUACUAUUCCCUGCUCCUGUGCCCGAAGGAGAGUCCUGUUCAAACGUCCAUCUGGAUGCGCUCCCGUGGAGAUGAUGCGAUUCAAGCCGACGCUUGCCUUCUUGAAUACUUAUCGAAGUUCACGGAACUGACAUCUCUGAAAGUAUGCGAUUGCGAUUUCGAUGACGAGUGCGAGUUUUUCUUAGGCCUCGGAUUCGCUUGUCCCGCGUUGACUCAUCUUGACCUUAGAAGCCAGCAGGAAGACGCUGUGACUCGGGAUGAUCUGGAUGCACUCUUUACUGCUUGCACGGGGUUAGAGCAUCUCUCACUAGCUUUUGAUGCAUCUCCCGCAGAUCUCCCACCAUCGUUCUUCCGUCUGUCUUUCCUAAAGGAGCUUUAUUUGAAAGCCCUCCCUUGUGACAUUCCUGAUGAAAUCGGCAAGCUGACAUGCUUGAAGAAGCUGACGUUCGACGACCUCCCGUUCAGCGAGCUCCCAGACUCGUUUGGAAUUCUCACCGGGCUGACCGAGCUGCAAAUAUUACGCUGCAACGGAUUCGAGCACUUGCCCGAGUCCUUUGGAGGCCUCAGUUCGCUCGUCAAACUCAUCAUAUCCUCUGCAGAGCAGCUGGAGGAUAUUCCGGACAGCAUUGGCCGCCUUCAGAACCUCCAAGAGUGCGUCUUGAAGCGCAACCCCUUCCUCUCCGCCCUCCCGGAUUCGUUCUUCCUGCUUACUUCGCUGCGUGUCCUUGAGCUAACGGAAUUUGAAGAAUUGCAACAUCUCCCUAGCGCCAUUUCUAAUCUUGUUUCUCUCGAGAGCCUUACCAUCAAGAUGUGCAUUAAGCUCAGGGAACUUCCAGAAUCCAUGGAUUGCUUCUCAUCUCUGCAGCAUUUGGAGUUGUGGCAACUCAGUAGCCUCACUCGACUUCCUGAUUCCAUUUCCAGCCUCUCCAAACUUCAAACCUUCUCCUUCAAUCAUUGCAACAGCGUUACCAGGGUUCCACGAAUCCUGUUGCGGAACUGGAGGUCAAGCCUCACAACGCUUGAGUUUGGAUGGCCAACUAGCUGCCCGGCUGGGAAUGCAGCGGAUGCGACACAUUUUGUUGACGGCUUUAAGUGGUCCCUCUGCAGGCUUGAGAGCCUGUCAACGCUCUCACUGUUUGGCAUUCCCCGCCUGACUUCAUGCGCUUUUGAGGUGAUCAAGUUUAAAAGGUUGCAGCGGCUGACGAUGUGCUCCUGCCCCGACCUGCGAUCCUUGCGCUGCAUCUAUCGGCAUACCGCUGGUGAGAGGAAGGACUGGAGAAGGCGGGUGAACGUGGGACGUCGGUCAUCAUUUACUGGUGAUGUGGUGAGGCUGGACGGGCAUGUGUACAACAGGGCCCUCAGGGUGCGGGCAUGUGGGGCGUGGAAUGGGAGUUGA
This is a messenger RNA of Closterium sp. Yama58-4, 2280 nucleotides long. The record is from the annotation of a GenBank genome assembly. Lineage: Eukaryota; Viridiplantae; Streptophyta; Zygnematophyceae; Desmidiales; Closteriaceae.